CAUGGAGGGGGAGGGACGGUGACGUCAGCUACUCCACCAGGUGGUAUUGUGUGAGAGGGGGUAACAAUCUGAAUUCCUCCGCUUCCCCGGGAGUGAUGCAUGCAGGGAAAAAAAGGCAGAGCUCCCUCCUCCUCCUCCUUCCUCCUCCAUCUCUGCAGCAGCACACGGAGCUACAGCAGCAGGAGGAAGAGGAGGAGGAACAAUAAGCUCAGAGGAGGCUCCGCAGUCCGGCGGCGUGUCGCAGUUUUAGCGGGAGCUGGUGAAGCGGCUGCCCGGAGGAGGAGGCAGGGGGCCGGCAGAGGGAACAUGUCCUCCCCGCAGGUGUCCCGCCGGCAGUCGUGCUACCUGUGCGACCUGCCGCGCAUGCCUUGGGCCAUGAUCUGGGACUUCACGGAGCCCGUGUGCCGCGGAUGCGUCAACUAUGAGGGCGCGGACCGGAUCGAGUUCGUCAUCGAGACUGCCCGCCACCUGAAGCGCGCUCACGGCUUCCAGGAGGCCCGCGGCGCCGCGGGAGCGCCCCCGCAGCAGCAGCCCGGGGCGACGAAGAGCCAGGCGGCCAUACUAAGCGGCAAAGAGCCGCCGAGCCACCACCACCACCCGGCGGAUGGUGCAGCCAAGCCCCAGCAUCCCGGGACGGACCGCUACUCGCUGGGACGCUUCGACUACGGCGGCAGGCCGCCCACCGGACUUGGAGGACCGAACGGCUUCAAGGACGACGGCCCGCCGGAGCUGAACCGCCAGAGCCCGAACUCCCGCGGCAGGACCCCCGCCGGACCGCCGUCCGCCGCCGUGCCACCCAGCCUGCUGCCGCAGACGGGCCGGGCCGAGCCCGGGGCGAAGCGGCCCGCCUCGGUUUCCGCCGCCGACCCGGACCGGGAGCUGAAGGAAAAGCAGCGCAACGCGGAGGUGCUGGCAGAGUUGAGCGACAGCCUGCGGAGCCGCCAGGAAGAGUGGGCGGGCCGGCCGAAGGCCGUGCGCGACACGCUGCUUGCGCUCACCGGAAGCACGCCCUUCGACGUCCGCUUCAAGAAGGACCACGCGCUGUUGGGCCGCGUGUUCGCCUUCGACGCCGCGUCGAAGCCCGGCGCGGAGCAUGAGCUGAAGCUGUUCAUCGAGUACCCGAGCGGCUCCGGGACGGUGUUCUCCAGCGCCUCGGGGGUGGCCAAGCAGAUGUACCAGGACUGCAUGAAAGACUUCGGGCGCGGGCUGUCGUCCGGCUUUAAGUACCUGGAGUACGAGAAGAAGCCGGGCUCCGGGGACUGGCGGCUGCUCGGGGACCUGCUGCCGGAGCCGCUGCGCUUCUUUCGGGAGCCGCUGUCCGUAGAGCUGCUACCGCAGCCGCACGCCGACGGCGGCUUCCCGCUGCCGCCAGGACGGGCGGGGGGCUCCCGGCCCGGGCUGAGGAAGAGGAAGGCCUCCCCGGAGCCCGACUCUGCGGACGAGCAGCAGCGGCAGCAGUGGCUCGGGGGCCCGGUCGAGGCCCUCAAGACCCCCCCGGAAUCCGCCACCGCCCCGCCGCAGAACGGACAGUCCCCCAUGGCCGCGCUCAUGUCAGUGGCGGACGCGCUCGGUAACGCGCACUCGCCCGGCAAGGACAGAGACUCCGCCGCGCACUCCAGACACGCGGCCGGCAGCCCGGCGUCCCCGGCCUCAGCCUCCGGCCAAAGGCGCCUCUCCUCCCGCAACGGGGACCUCGGGCUGCCCGCACAGGACCAGGUGCACGCGCAGAGCGUGCCCGACUCCCCCGUGGCCAACAGCGGACCGCUGUGUUGCACCAUCUGCCACGAGCGUCUGGAGGACACUCACUUCGUGCAGUGUCCCUCCGUCCCCGGACACAAGUUCUGCUUCCCCUGCUCCCGGGAGAGCAUCAAGGCCCAAGGGGCUUCCGGGGAGGUGUACUGCCCCAGUGGGGACAAGUGCCCGCUAGUCGGCUCCAACGUGCCCUGGGCAUUUAUGCAGGGGGAGAUUUCCACCAUCCUGGCUGGAGAUGUGAAGGUAAAGAAGGAGAGGGACCCCUGAGGAGGAGGUGCUGGAGCCUCAAGCCCAGACUUUGUUUUUUAUAUUCCCUGGAUCACAGCCUAGGUCGAGGUACUUCAGCCUGCCCCCCACAGAGAUUCGCUCUAACUUAAACUCAGUCAAAUAUUCAAACCAUGAAGAACAGCAAACUGUUUCAGUCGUUUAGAGUCUGGACUGGUGAUCACGUGAAAGCUUUUCUGAUUUAACACUUUCCACCUUCCUUUGUCAUCGUGUCUGUUUUCGAUGUGACGGAGGUCAAAGGUUGAGUUUCAACCUGGCGUCAAUAAAAUAAAUGAGUGUUACUGAUCCAAAGCAGCGCUAACACUCUUCAGUUUAUACGUCGAGCUGCCUCUAGCUCCGUGUGUGUGCAGUAAGAUCAUGCAUGCUAUAGUUUCUGUCCAACACUCAGUCUUCUUUACUGUGAGGCUUAAAAUAACCUCAAUAUUCUGUUAAAAUGAGUUCAUGUUAUUACAGGUGUGUGUGUGUGUGUGUGUGUGUGUGUGUGUGUGUGUGUGUGUGUGUGUGUCAUUACACCCAUGAGUACAAAUGUGUGACCACUGCGCCGGACCGUCAGCCCGUUUCUGCAUCUGUAAAGAAAACCUGAUAAAAAUACGUUGAAGGCUUGAAACGGAGAUUAUCGUGAUGCAGUUUAAUAAACGUCUCGGACAAGCAGGCGAUUCUUAUUUUGAAACAAAGAAAUAUGUUAAAAUUUAUAAGAAAAAUGUAAUCGUCCAAAUUAUCCAAACUCCGAUGUAUGACAUCAGAGUGAUCUUUGGUUCGUCUGGCGUUUAAACUUGUGCGUUUACUUUGUGAAUGAGUCGUUUGUGUUUUUGUCUGUUGUUCAGGACGAUGUGCUCACAGACUGAAACAGUUUGACUGAAACAUGGAACAUUACUGACGUUAAUCUGUGCAUGUUGUGUGGGUCCAGGUGUCCCUCCCGCCGUUGCUCAUGUUCGUCUGGAGUUUGGUUAACAUACAGUCACAGUUUGUGUCCGAGUCGCCGUCACACUUCUCACAGUGAAACUCACAUCAGUUAUGUUUGUUUAAAACGGUCGUAAAUUCUUCCUGUUUGAUAAACGAACCCGUUGACGACCGGGUGGAGACACGCGUGGAGGGGAGGCGGUGCUCACGUUCAGCGUUUAUUACCUUUGACUCUUUCUAAUUAACGUCGUGGACAUCAUCAAGCUCGUGAUCUCAGAAUGACAUCAGGCUGUGACUGUUGUGAAGCAAAGGUCUGUUAGCAGCGAUGAGACCGGCGGGGAGUUUCAGGGCGUCUUUGUGCACGUUCCCACUGCAGGAAGCGGCCGGUAGGACGCCGUUUCAGGAGGAGAAAGCGCUCACUUACAAUCCGUCGCUCCACGUUCCCACUCUGUGGAGCCGCACUCGCCGCAGCUGGAGGGGCUCUUCAUGAAGGGUUAUUCCAGAAAUGCAGCUGAAGCUGUGGAGCACGCUCACAGCAGGUCCAUACCUGUGUCAGGUGUCCUCACUGUGAGCGUGCACACACACUCGUUUUGAACGGAUCGUCACAACGAUCGCCACCGUCCGCUGUGAGCUCACAGAGCCUUUGUUAAGUUAUUGCUCGUGGUUUUGGUGCCUUUAACGAGGCGUCGCACAAAGAUCAGCUCGGUAACCUUCUCGGCAGUAGACUGUCACUCCUGUGGCACGUCGGCAGAAGCGGGGGUGUUGAGCUUAAGAUGAUUAGACAAUAACUGGCUGUGUGCAGACUUGAACUUUAACCUCAGGCUUGUUGGACGUGCGGAUGAAACGGGCGUCAUGCUGUUUACAGAGCCGCUCCUCGCCUGAAACAGCUGCAGCAUCAGUUCACCUCCUCCAACCCAACAUGGCUGAGAGGAGGCGCGGCCGCGUUCGCUCGUGACUCUGAUCUCUGCAGCAGCUUUGAGACUCGCUGCAGCCGUGAGCCGUCACCGUUCAGCUGUGCGUGUUUGCUCCUCAUAACUCGCUUAUAGAAACUUUCUGGGCUUUAAAAAACAAACAAACUUCAUAGUUGGAUUCGUCCAGCGAAUAAAUGUUAUGUUUCUGUUGCACCUGGAUCCACAAAGCAAACGCAAAGAUGGAGGUCAGACUGAUGAAUUCUUCAUUUUCAGUCAAGUUAAAACAAGUUAACUCCCAAAUGCAGAGAGUUUCUGCUGUGGACAAACUGGUUCCAGUGGUUUGAAGUGAACCAACCAAAAACGCCUCGACUUUGGCCCUGACAGUUGGAAGGUAAAGUCACCUCGAGGAACACAUCUGCUGCUCGUUUGCUGGUUUUCUUCUGUUUGAACUGGACAGGAAGUGAGACCCGUGAACACGCUAGCUCUCUGACGGCUGUCGGAGAGACUAAACAGGAAGUUUGUUUCUUCUGCCCGGAAAGCCAACGGUGUCAGAGUAUAAUUAUGCUGACGUUUCACUGCAGAUGUAAACGAAUAAAUCAGCAUAAAAACAGACGAGCAGGACGUAGAGUCAUGUUUAAACGACCCUUGGAAUUGUGUUUCAUUUCUACCUUGUGUCAUGAUCUAAAUGUAAAACAGAAAAAAAAACCUUUUGUACUUAAACUGUGUCAGAUGUUUUGGGACAUCAAAGAGGAAACCGUGCACACGCCGUCUUCCCUCCGUCCAGGUUCCAGCCGAGUUUGGAGCAGACAGCUGAACUUAUAAAUAUUCUACAUGUGGAUGUUUUAGAAAACGUGUUUAACAAAGAAACGAGCGUGUUGUGUUGUCGUGGAGAUGAAGGCGUGGUCAGUGCCGUGGUGUUUAGGAGGUUCAGUGUGAGGCAGCCGGUAGUCACUAACACAUGCUCCAUUUUUACAUUAGAAAGUCGUGUCUGUAAAGAAAACAACAAAAAAAAGCAAUUUUUUUUUAUUUUUAUAGAAAUAAUUUAUUCAUAUUAUCAUUUUGAAUUUGAAUUUAAUUUUUCCUUUCUAAUAUAUUUUGUACUGCAAUAAGAAGCCCCUCCUCUCUGUUCCUGCCUCACAUUAAGGUUCAGCUUGUUUUGUGUUUCUGUUCAGAUAAAAAUGAAACUAACACAUUUGAUCUUGUAACGUGCCUUGGAGCUGAGUCGGUUGUAAUAAAUUCCUUUUCUGUCAAA
This is a messenger RNA of Haplochromis burtoni (Burton's mouthbrooder), 5100 nucleotides long. RefSeq names its product interferon regulatory factor 2 binding protein-like (gene irf2bpl). Bases 100 to 2019 code for a protein of 639 amino acids. The transcript has a single exon. The record is from RefSeq and is a predicted model, not a curated record. Gene Ontology annotation, molecular function: metal ion binding; transcription corepressor activity. Gene Ontology annotation, cellular component: nucleus. Lineage: Eukaryota; Metazoa; Chordata; Actinopteri; Cichliformes; Cichlidae. Gene Ontology annotation, biological process: regulation of transcription by RNA polymerase II.